CGUUUCAAAAUUCAAACCAUUAAACCCUAACCUCAUACAUCCCUUCGCCGGAAAACUCUAUGGACUACAAUUUCCGACGACUUGAUACGCAGAGACAGUACACUCACGUGUCUCCGACGUCUUCUUUCAACUACCCAUAUGUCUCCGAUCACCCCAUGACCGAGGGAUUGAGUAGCGGAAGAAGUGAAGUUACGAGAGAUGCGAUACAGCGAGAGUUGAUGAAAGAGAUGAUACGAGAACAGAUACUAACGGAGGAACUACAACGUUGCCGGUUUUUGGAAUUGCGGCAUGGUGAACCGGAGAUUAGAAGAAUUCGAAUGCCGGUUCAGGAGAUCCGGCCGAGACCUUUAUUUCGUGAGUUUGAAACCCCAUGUUUUGAUGGAUCAAUUGGUAGGUCAUAAAGACACUUGAGGGCUCUGUGAAAAAAGAAUAUUUUGAAAUGUGAAAUUUGUCUUUAAGCGAAAAUAUGACCCGUGGGCAAUGCGCCACGGGCCAGUUCGAAAUAUUGAAUGAAUUAGUUCAAACGUUA
This is a messenger RNA of Helianthus annuus (common sunflower), 529 nucleotides long. RefSeq lists its product as uncharacterized. The transcript is spliced from 2 exons. Lineage: Eukaryota; Viridiplantae; Streptophyta; Magnoliopsida; Asterales; Asteraceae. Bases 60 to 401 code for a protein of 113 amino acids. The record is from RefSeq and is a predicted model, not a curated record.